Molecule: messenger RNA, 1835 nt
Organism: Ananas comosus (pineapple)
Lineage: Eukaryota; Viridiplantae; Streptophyta; Magnoliopsida; Poales; Bromeliaceae
Product: mitogen-activated protein kinase 6
Exons: 7
Coding region: 246-1367 (373 amino acids)
Biological process (GO): protein phosphorylation; intracellular signal transduction
Cellular component (GO): cytoplasm; nucleus
Molecular function (GO): MAP kinase activity; ATP binding
Source: RefSeq, a predicted model, not a curated record
ACGCGCGCGUACGCUGCACUUUCUCUCCCGUAUCCUCCCGAGUCAACGCCGCGAUCUCUUCCUCUUCUCUUCUCUACCGUUCCCCCCCUCGAGGCGAAGCGAGAAGAACAAGAAGAAGAAGAAGAUAUCCCAAGCUCCCAUUUUUUCAACCCUCUCCUCUCUCCCCCUCCACCUCGAAUCAAUCCCCUUUUUCUCCUCCUCAAUUUGAUACCCGAAUCGUAGGAGGAGGUGGAGUUUAGGGUUUAAUGGCAACUGCGUCUUCCUCUUCGUUGGAGAGUCGCGUCGUGGGGAUCCCCACCCACGGGGGCCGCUACGUGCUCUACAACAUAUACGGUAAUCUCUUCGAGGUCCCCUCCAAGUACGUCCCCCCUCUUCGCCCCCUUGGUAGAGGCGCGUAUGGCAUUGUUUGUGCGGCUGUGAACUCGGAAACGGGUAAAGAAGUUGCGAUCAAGAAGAUCGGCAAUGCGUUCGAUAAUCGAAUCGAUGCGAAGAGAACUUUGCGAGAAAUUAAGCUUCUUCGCCACAUGGAUCAUGAGAACGUUAUUGCCAUCAAGGAUGUAGUACGCCCUCCGCUGAGGCAAAACUUCAAUGAUGUUUACAUUGUAUAUGAAUUGAUGGAUACCGAUCUCCAUCACAUAGUUUGUUCGGGCCAGCCAUUGACUGAUGAUCAUUGCCAGUUUUUUCUGUAUCAGUUACUACGAGGACUGAAAUAUGUUCACUCGGCGAAUGUGCUGCACCGUGAUCUUAAGCCCAGCAAUCUGUUCUUAAAUGCUAAUUGUGACCUUAAGAUAGGAGACUUUGGAUUAGCGAGGACAACUUCUGAAACGGAUUUAAUGACGGAGUAUGUCGUAACUCGGUGGUAUCGGGCGCCCGAAUUGCUCCUGAAUUGUUCAAAGUAUACUGCUGCUAUAGACAUUUGGUCAGUUGGAUGCAUACUUGCUGAAAUUGUGACCCGCGAACCUAUAUUUCCCGGAAGAGACUAUGUCCAGCAGCUAAAAUUGAUCACAGAGCUAGUAGGUUCACCAGAUGAUUCAAGCCUAGGGUUUCUUCGAAAUGAUAAUGCAAGAAGAUAUGUGAAACAGCUUCCAUGGCACCCAAAGAAAAACUUUGCUGCUCACUUCCCUACAAUGUCUCCUGGAGCAGUUGACUUACUUGAGAAGAUGCUUGUGUUCAAUCCAAACAAACGAAUCACAGUUGAUGAAGCUUUGCACCAUCCGUAUCUGGCCUCUCUUCACAACAUCAAUGACGAGCCUAUCCGUGGGGCACCUUUUAUCUUUGAUUUUGAGAACCCAUCAUUUACUGAAGAAAAUAUAAGGGAGCUCAUCUGGAGGGAAUCUCUAGUGUUCAACCCGGACCCUGCUUACUAAGAGGUACUGAGAAGUACAGAAUUAUUUGUAGGAGUGAUUCAGGACUGAAGCAAGUUCACUUUAUAUUUCUUCUGGGAUUUAGGGCAUAAUAUCUGAACACUAUGAAGUACAGCGACUAGAUAUACGUCUAUUUGUCCUUCAGUAGAUACAUGGACGAUGCUACGGAAAAACUUCCCAUAUGACAGAUUACUAUAAAGUUUGAUAAGGUUUGGGAUGCAUAUCCAAAUAAAGCAGAUCUGAAGAACUUGCUAUGUCCCCUUCUGAGAUUACAUUGUCAUUGUGUUUUUAGUUUUUCACUUUUCAGAAGCCUGUACAUUCCUAAGCUGAUCUUGCUGCCUUGUUAUACUGUUCCAGUACAUACAAACACUGUAAAUUUCUUUAUGUUUGUAAAAGCAGCUGCUUUUCUUAUGACACAAAGAAUUUAUGAUUGGUGAAAUGCUGACAAAUUUGACUAGUUCUUAUUCUUUA